AAAAACACAAAAGAAAAUGGGAUUGGAUUGCAACUUUACCAAUUGUUUUCACUUUUUUCAUGGGAAGUAGUACCUUUUCACCAGCCACAACACAGGUUUGAGCAAAUGAGAAAAUGGGGAUAUGGGAUACCAUUUCUUGGACAACCGAUUCACUGAAACGGAACGCGCCGGAUCUAACGGCCCUGAAGAGCUGGUGCCCCACAACCGAUUCGCUCAAGCGCAUCGCACCUGAUGUAACAGCUGCCAAGAACGUCUGCUCCAGCGCUUACGGUUAUGGCUCCGCCGCCGUUACCAAAGUCGACGGCGCCGUCCGGGGUAACUUGAUCCCUUACUUUCGAAACGAGGAAGCAUGGUCCAAGAUCGCCCAAAUCGGCACCAUCGUCGCUAAAAACGCAACCUAUGAGGGCCUCAAACUCGUUCCAGGUGGAAGUACAUUUUAUAACAUUGCUGCCAGUUCCAUCCGUGAUUGUAACAAUUCCAAUAAGCAAGAAGUGGAUGUGAAAGCAUUGCAGGCUGAACUUUUGAGUCUGAAGAAAGAAUUGAGUGAAUACCGGGAAAUGAAUAAGCCAUGUGCAGAUGUGAAGUCUCCCAGCAUAACCAGCGUUCAAUCAGUUGUGACUCGUAAACCUGAAGAUGUGAUCAAUGUCUUUAUUAUGAAGGAGUUCAUGGGCAGGCAAUUCUGUGGUGAUCUAUUGGUUCCGGUUGCGCCCAGGAAGAGGGCAGUGACAAGUACGAGAGCGGAUAAGACAGAGGAAUGAUUUUGCCUCGUUUGAGGCUUUGUGGUUGGGUCUGGCAUGCUAUAGUAUAUAACUCUCUUGCAAGGGUGGAAGUAGGUCUUUGUUAUAACAUAUGACUCAUUAAGAUAAACUAAUUUUAAAUGUUUACUAUUAUCAAUUUGCUAAUAUGGUAACAUUGGAGAAAGAAGCAAGAACAAACAAGGCCAGGUGCAGAUUUGAAGGUUUCAAACACAGCCAACAGUCAUCUGGCUGUGAAACUGAGAGUAAAUAUGUGAUCAGAGUCUUCAUGAUAACGGAAUUCCUGGGCAAGCAAUAUUCCUAGUUCUCUUUCUAAAGCUUUUGCAGCUUUUGCUUCCUCUGGUUUGUGUGCUUCGGCAUCUAUAUUGUUGGGGACCUAGAAUUUACACUUGGUCCGUUGGGUGUAGUAUAUUAAGGAUGAUAUAUGUUGAUGUGCUGGUUAUAAAGUUUUGUUUGGCCUUUUCUGUAGGUUUAGAGCAAAAUUAAACUGCGAGUCUGCUUUUCGUCUGGUGUUCAUAAAUGCAGCCAAGUAGUUUUACAUGGCUGAUUUAGCACAGUUGGAAUCACAUCCUAUGUGGAUAUCGAAUAGCAAUCUGUAUCUAUGCACUAUUUAUAUCAAUGACAAACAAUACACUUACCACGUUUCACAGUUUCAUAGACAACCCCCAUUUACUACGUACCAGAGUCUUAUAGCCUCACAGAUUAUGAAAAUUCAAAAGAAAGUAUAGGAAAGAACGGGAAAAGAAAUGAAGGGGUCCCUUGAGAGGCGCCUUUCGAGAUGGACAGAUGGUCCCGUGCUUAAGCACUAUGAAUUCUCCUACUAAUCAAAUUUCACUCACCCUCAGGUUGAAAAUAGAGCUGACAGCGUAAGGCGGCAAGUUUUUCUUCCCUUUCCUGUGUUCUGCUGUUGUUAUCAUUGAAGUGCGAGGAAUACGUUAAGCAUAUCUUUGUUCUUGCCCUUGUUUCAAGAUAAGGCUUAGUAUCAUAACUUAUUUUAAUUUCUUUUGAACCUCAGAAAAGUGUUUAACGCAAUCAUUUUACUACUAUAUAGUGCCUCAUCUGUUUUUCCAGUCACAUUCUUUGCUUCCGUAAGUACCAAACAAUCAGAUGCCUUGCUUCAAUAACUCAGCUCUUUCUGUCAUUCACUUCUCUUAUAAAGGACCAAAAUUUUAAGGCAACCCUUGACAUGUGUAUGUACUUAACUGGCAUUGCUCAGUAGUUUCUUAGAGGAGAGGCAUUGUUGCAUUCACCGAAAAGGAUUAGCAUCAGUGAGGCCAGGAACUUACCUAUGGCAUUGUUGAAGCAAAUUACUGAAAGAAUACUAGUCAUAUGGGCUCUGAUUACUAGCUGGUCGAAGUAUCAAAGAAACCGUGAAGGGAAUAUGGAACUUCUGAACAGAUUGUUAGAAGAGCUAGAUAGCCAAACUGCAGAUAUAGAGCAAAAGCUAGAUGCUGAGCCUCCUCAUCCAAUCAAAAGACAAGAAGAUGAAGUCUAUGAGUGGUUGGAAAAUGUGGAAAGGAUCAAAACUGAAGUGCAAACCAUUUACCAAGUCGCUGAAAGGAACUAUCUCUCACCUGAACAUUUCGGAAAGCUUGUUAAUGAAAAAAUUGUAGAGGUUAAGGAGUUGCUCCAGGAAGGAAAAUUGUACACUGGGAUUUCCGCAGAGAAGUGUUUCAAGUACUUGAUCAUUGGUGGUGGAGUUGCAGCUGGAUAUGCAGCCAGGGAGUUUGUCAAACAAGGGCUCAAGCCAGGUGAGUUAGCAAUCAUAUCAAAAGAAGCAGUGGCGCCUUAUGAACGUCCUGCACUUAGUAAGGCCUACCUGUUUCCUGAGGGAGCUGUAAGACUUCCAGGGUUCAAUGUCUGCGUUGGAAGUGGAGGUGAGAGGCUGCUACCUGAGUGGUAUGUGGAGAAAGGUAUUGAAUUAAUUCUUAGUACAGAAAUUAUCAAAGCAGAUCUUGAUUCGAAGAUCCUCACCAGUGCAGCUGGGAUGAAAUAUAGUUAUGAUAUUUUGAUAAUUGCAACUGGUUCCAGAGCACUAAGGUUGACAGAGUUUGGUGUACAAGGAGCUGAUGCAAAGAACAUUUUCUACUUGAGAGAAAUCAGUGAUGCUGAUAAGCUUGUAGAAGAAAUUAGAGCCAAGAAAAAGGGAAAGGUAGUAGUUGUUGGAGGAGGAUACAUUGGUGUUGAAGUUGGAGCUGCUAUGAGAAUCAACCAGUUUGAUGUUACCAUAGUUUAUCGCCAACAAUGGUUCAUGGCACGGCUUUUCACUCGAGAGAUAGCUGCUUUCUAUGAGGCUUACUAUGAAAACAAAGGAAUCAAACUCAUCAAAGGUACAGCUGCUGUUGCCUUUGAUUCUGGUGCGAAUGGAGAGGUAAAAGCAGUCAAACUCGAGGAUGGUAGGGUGCUUGAAGCUGACAUUGUUGUUGCUGGUGUUGGUGCAAAACCUCUCAUUGAGUUAUUUGAAGGGCAGCUUGAUAAAGCUAAAGAUGGAAUCAAAACUGAUGGAUUCUUUGAAACAGAUGAUCCCGACGUAUAUGCAGUAGGCGAUGUGGCUACUUUCCCUAUAAAGUUGUACAAUGACAUGAGAAGAGUUGAGCAUGUUGACCAUGCUAGGAAAUCAGCAGAGCAAGCGGUAAAAGUUAUCAAGGCAAGUGAAGAAAAUAGAUCUAUUCCAGAGUAUGAUUGUCUUCCAUACUUCUAUUCGCGCGUCUUCAAUCUUUCGUGGUCGUUUUAUGGAGACAAUGUGGGCAAUCCUGUGCUAUUUGGAGACAACAAUCCGGCAUCAGCGAAACCAAAGUUUGGAACAGCAUGGAUCAAGAAUGGGAAGAUUGUGGGAGUUUUCUUAGAGGGAGGGACAGCUGAAGAAAACAAGGCUAUUGCCCAAAUUGCGAGGGUCCAACCUCCAGCUGAUAAGUAUUUGGAUCAGCUGAGAAAGGGUGAUUAUUUCUUUGCUUGAAAGAUGGUAAAGAAUAAAUAGUUCCCACUUAUAAACUGAAACUCUGCAAAGUACCCUGUAUAAACUAAAUUGAUGCAUGAUUUGUGUUUUUGUUUUGUUUCUGCUGUAAAAGUUAUUGUGUGCUCUCGAUUAUGGUUGUCUUUGCUUGUCUAUAGUAUUCAUUUGAUUGCUGAUAAGCUUUCAUUGUUCUUUCCUUAAUUGAGGUAUUCUCUUAAUAUUGUGUAUGGUUGAAAGAUACAUCUGUUGUGUCAAAGAAAGUGUCGUGGUAUCGAUA
Messenger RNA from Rosa rugosa (rugosa rose), 3985 nucleotides. RefSeq names its product monodehydroascorbate reductase-like. Gene Ontology annotation, cellular component: cytoplasm. The transcript is spliced from 3 exons. Gene Ontology annotation, molecular function: oxidoreductase activity, acting on NAD(P)H; flavin adenine dinucleotide binding. NCBI's taxonomy places the organism in Eukaryota, Viridiplantae, Streptophyta, Magnoliopsida, Rosales, Rosaceae. The coding region runs from base 2044 to 3711 and encodes 555 amino acids. The record is from RefSeq and is a predicted model, not a curated record.